AUGGGAAAGAAGCUUAAGCCGAAAAUACACGUUCGAGAUAGCGUUGUGGAUUUCCUGCAACGUACAGCGAAAUUUCUCAACAGUAUGGAAGCCCCAGACGAGAACCAAAUCAAGUUCCGGUUGGAAAAACUCGAAGUGAAAUGGAACGAAUUCGAGGAGAUUCAGAGCGAGAUUGAAGAAGCGGAUGACCACGAAGGAAACGUCGAAGCACAUCGCCAGAUCAGAGCAGAUUUCGAGGAGCAAUACUUCGUGGUAAGGGCAGGGUUGGUAAGCAAGCUUCCGCGGCAAUUAUCGGAGAAUACAGCCGCUUCUUCUUCUUCAUUGCCUAGUUCAGAUUCGAGCAGUGUUCAUGCGUAUGUUCGGUUGCCUCAAAUAAACCUGCCCGAAUUCGACGGGAAUUUCGAGAAAUGGCUUCCUUUCCACGAUACAUUUCGAGCCUUGAUUGAUUCUUCACCAGAGCUAAGCAACAUACAAAAAUUUCACUACUUGCGGUCAUCUUUGAGAGGCGAAGCGUUGAAACUUGUCGAUUCAUAUCCAAUGAGCGAUGCUAACUAUCGAGUAGCUUGGGAUGGGUUAGUUGCGCGGUUCUCAAACAGCUAUCUUCUGAAAAAGCGUCACUUAAAUGCGUUAUUUGAGUACCCAAAGGUUAAAAGAGAAUCUGCGUCUGGGAUUCACGAUGUCAUCGAUUGUUUCGAACGCAACACGAAGAUUUUGGACCAGCUGGGAGAGAAAACAAAUGGAUGGGGUGCGAUGCUGACACACUUAUUGGUUUCAAAACUGGAUGAUGUGACGCAGAAACAGUGGGAGAAACAUGCAUCGGCAUAUGAGGACCCGAAUUUCAUGUUGUUGAUCGAGUUCCUUAAGAAUCAAACUCGGGUGUUGGAUGCGGUUUCUGUUGAUCAGUGUACAUCGAGCUCCCACAGUUUUCCUUCGACAAGUGGUUAUAAUUUCCGAUCAACGAAGGUCUCGAUCAACUCGGUUAUGGAAAGCAAAGGACCAAGCUGCGCAUCGUGCCAAGAACAACAUUCUCUCACUCAAUGUCCAAUUUUUCAUGAUCUACCUGUGGACGAUCGACUACAAUUCACAAAUGCCAAGCGACUUUGUAGCAAUUGUUUGGGCCGAAAUCAUCUGGCACGAGACUGUCCAUCCAGAUUUCGGUGCAGAACUUGUUCGAAAAAACAUCAUACGCUUCUUCACCCAGGUUUUCCAGGCUCGGGAACCACUCCCACCCCUAGUGCAAAUCAUGACAAUUCUGCUUCUUGUCCAACCGGUCCAGGCGAUGAAUCGAACUCUGGUCUCUCAAUUUCUAGUUCGAUUGCAUCUAUCUCUUCCAAUGUUGUACUAGGUUCGUCCGGAUCGUAUGUUUUUUUGAUGACGGCAGUAAUUGAGGUAAAGGAUCGAUGGGGUAAAACUCACCUAGCAAGGGCAUUAUUGGAUUCUGGUUCACAGGCUAAUAUUAUGUCAGAAGACCUCUGUCAGCUCCUGAAACUACAACGUACUGACAAGAAAGUAGAAAUAAGUGGUAUAGGACGAUCACGAAAACAAACAUCUUAUAAAGUGGUAACUACGGUUUCAUCUAGAAUUCAGAACUUCUCACUGCCAAUGGAGUUUUUAGUCUUGGGCCAUGUUACAGAUGACCAACCAUCUUCGUCGCUCCCAUUGUCAUACUGGACACCACCAUCGGACAUGGAACUAGCCGAUCCGCAAUUCUAUCAAUCUGGUCCAGUUGAUAUCGUGUUAGGCUCGCAAUAUUUCUACGAAUACCACCUUCUGAACGGUGGCCGGGUUCAAAUACGCAAGUUUCAAAAUACUCUACCGGUGUUUGUCAAUACUGUAUUCGGUUGGGUUGCUGCUGGGGAAACAGAUUUCAAAGGUACCGGUGCAAAAAUCAGCUGUCAUUUGGCGACAGUUGAACACCUUGAUGCAGCUAUCGAAAGGUUUUGGGCCAUCGAGGAGCUAACCGACAAGCCACCGCGUUCACAGCAAGAAGAAGAUUGCGAAUCACAUUUCCAAAAUACGGUGUCACGGGAUAUAACAGGACGCUACAUCGUACAAUACCCCAAGCGAAUGGGGUUUCAUAAAAUGGUUGGCGCAUCAAUGUAUACGGCACUGCACCGCUUUCAGCAGUUGGAGAGACGCUUGAACAGAGACCCAGAGCUAAGAAAACAAUACGAUGAUUUUCUUCAGGAGUACAUCAAUAUGGGACACAUGCGCCUUGUCUGCAAGAUAGAAGAUGCACAGAAUGAAAAACAAUUAACAUGCUACCUACCGCAUCAUCCUGUUUUGAAGGAAUCUAGUUCCACAACCAAACUACGGGUCGUUUUCGACGGGUCAGCGAAGACGAGCACGAAUCAUUCGCUCAACGAUGCACUGUUGACAGGACCCGUUAUCCAAGACGAACUUCUGGACAUUAUGAUACGUUUCAAGACGUCUGACCCUAUCCAAAUUUACGAGCUCCAAACGGUUACCUAUGGCUUGUCACCUUCUUCAUAUCUUGCCACUCGAGUGCUUCAACAAGUCGCAAAGGAUGACGGAAACAACUACAAACUUGCUGCAGCAGUCGUGAUGGAGGACUUCUACAUGGAUGACUUCCUAUGUGGAGCAGAUUCUAUUGAAAAUGCAAAGAAGUUACGAUGCGAGGUACAAACAUUGAUGGCGGGAGGCGGUUUCCAAUUACGAAAGUGGAGCUCAAACGAGUGGACCGCAAUAUCGGACUCACCCUCGGAAGCAAUCGACGGUCAAUCUACUCUAUAUUUCGAUCCUGAACAAAAAGUAAAAACGUUGGGGGUUUCAUGGGAAACUGCAUCAGAUCAGUUCUGCAUUGAAGUACGAGCAAACGUAAAUGAUGACCCAUGGACUAAACGGAAAAUUUUCUCGGCAAUUGCACAACUGUAUGACCCUCUCGGGCUAGUCUCUCCAGUUGUGGUAUAUGCAAAAAUUCAAAUGCAGAGUCUUUGGUUGGCUUCAUGCAAUUGGGAUGAUCUGGUACCAAAGGACAUUCAAACAAAAUGGGAGCAGCUUUACCAACAGUUACCACUACUAGAACAGUUCAAGGUUCCGCGGCGCAUAUUUGCGGAAGGCCAACUGCCUAAGUCUCGAACUGCCCCCAGCCGACCGUUUGCUAUAACCGGUGUCGAUUUUUGCGGUCCAGUAUAUCUCAAACCCGUCCAUCGUCGCGCUGCCGCUCAAAAGGCUUACAUUGCGGUUUUCGUUUGCUUUACCACGAAGGCUACCCAUCUCGAAUUGGUUUGCGACCUUUCAACUAAUGCCUUCAUAGCUGCCUUGCACCGAUUCGUCGCUCGUCGUGGUGUUCCCGCUGAAAUUCAUUCAGAUAAUGGAACAAAUUUCAAGGGGGCAAAAAAUGUAUUGAAUGAGUUGUACUACAUGCUAAACAAUCACCAAGAGGCAAUCGUCAAUGAAUGCACUGCUAAGGGAAUCACUUGGAAGUUUAUUCCCCCGAGAGCACCCAAUUUUGGCGGCUUGUGGGAGGCAGCCGUGAAAACUGCUAAAACGUCUAUGGUCAAGACGAUCGGAAACACAAGCCUUUCCUACGAAGAUUUUUUAACCGUGCUCACUCAGAUUGAAGCGAACAUGAACGCUCGCCCGCUGACGCCGCUAUCGGAUGAUCCGACAGAACUGGACGUGUUGACACCAUCACAUUUUCUCACAGGAUCUUCGCUAACGUCUCUUCCCGAUCCAGACUAUACCAAGGUUCCAUCUAACCGCUUGAAGCACUACCAGCAGCUGCAACAAUUAAUACAGAAGCACUGGAUUAGAUGGAGAAACGAAUAUCUAACAGAACUCAACGUGCAAAGGAAAAAAUCGCCGGCUACAAUGCAUGUACGUGUUGGUCAAAUUGUGCUAGUGCACGACGAAAGCAAACCAUCGAUCGCCUGGCCGCUUGCUAGGAUUGAAGCGAUAACACCUGGACAAGACAAUAUCGUGCGAGUAGCAACCGUCCGCACUAAAAGUGGAAUUUACACCCGACCGGUCCGGAAAUUAUACCCUUUACCGUUUUGCAGUGAGGCAGACAUAAAACAAAAUGAGCACAACACCGAAGCUGUAGUUACAGAAAUUUGUAGUUAA
This is a messenger RNA of Topomyia yanbarensis, 4086 nucleotides long. RefSeq lists its product as uncharacterized. The transcript is spliced from 2 exons. Lineage: Eukaryota; Metazoa; Arthropoda; Insecta; Diptera; Culicidae. Gene Ontology annotation, molecular function: nucleic acid binding. Bases 1 to 4086 code for a protein of 1361 amino acids. Gene Ontology annotation, biological process: DNA integration. The record is from RefSeq and is a predicted model, not a curated record.